Trichosurus vulpecula (common brushtail) is the source of this 1080-nucleotide messenger RNA. RefSeq names its product quinone oxidoreductase-like protein 2. The record is from RefSeq and is a predicted model, not a curated record. The transcript is spliced from 10 exons. Gene Ontology annotation, cellular component: mitochondrion. NCBI's taxonomy places the organism in Eukaryota, Metazoa, Chordata, Mammalia, Diprotodontia, Phalangeridae. Bases 1 to 1080 code for a protein of 359 amino acids. Gene Ontology annotation, molecular function: oxidoreductase activity.
AUGGCUGCAGCUGGGUUGGCACGGCAUCUGUCUCGUGGGCCAUUUCCUACAACUCUCCUAUCUUGGCUGCUGUACAGAAGGGACAAGCUUGGCUGCUCUCGCUACUACCGGGCAGCAAUCUGCAGGAAGCUGAAGGUCCCCUUGGCUAUUGAGGAAGUUCCUACUCGCCCCAUCCAGCCUGAUGAGGUUAGAGUUGGUGUCCAUUUCUGUGGGGUUAACUUUGCAGACAUCUUGACCUGUCAGGGGAAGUAUCAAGAGAGUCCAUCCCUUCCCUUCACACCUGGAUUAGAGCUUGCUGGGCAUGUAUUGGAGAUCGGCACAAAUGUCAGCACAGUAAAAGAGGGAGAUCGUGUUAUUAGUGUGAAUAACUUUAGCGCAAUGGCUGAACAAUGCAUUGUUGAUCAGAAGAAACUGUGGAAGAUUCCAGAUGGGAUCUCCUACCAAGAAGCUGCUGCCCUUCCUGCAUCUUAUGGCACUGCCCUCCUGGCGCUAGAACAGCGGGCACAGACACAGCCUGGGGAAACCGUUUUGGUGACAGCGGCAGCCGGCGCCACAGGCCUUGCCUUGAUAGAUGUGGCAUCAAAUAUUCUCCAGGCCAAGGUGAUUGCAGCAGCUGGAAGCGAUGAGAAAUGCAAGCUGGCAUUGCAAAGGGGGGCAAAGGCUGCUGUGAAUUACAGUCAGGGCAACCUGAAGGAGGAACUGAAGAGGCUAACAGGCGGUCAGGGGGUCAAUGUGGUCAUUGAUGCUGUGGGAGGCGACGUUUGCCUGGAUGCCCUCCGCAGCCUGACUUGGGAGGGCAGGAUGGUGGUGAUAGGCUUCGCAGGAGGAACAAUUUUGUCUAUCCCAUCCAAUCUGCUCCUACUGAAGAACGUGUCCGCCAUGGGCGUGUACUGGACCCGGUACCAGAAAGAGAACUUCCCAGUCUUCUCAAGGUGCAUGUCCUCAGCUCUUCAGUACUGCCAGGAAGGAUCCAUCAGGCCAUACAUUGGAGGAGUCUUUAAGCUGGAGGAGAUCAAUGAUGCCUUUGAGCAGGUGACCCAGCGCAAAACUACAGGCAAGGUGAUUCUCUCUGUUAAAUGA